UGCCUUUGUACCGUCUGAUGGCUUCAGGCUGCGAAGUGAAACUUAACUGAUCUGGUUUCUCUCUCCUGUAACUCAACUGUUACAGCUCUCUCUUUAUCUCUCUUUAUCUCUCUUUAUCUAUCUCUUUCUCUCGCUGCGGGGUUUCAGCUCCACGAUGUCCGGUCACGGUCAUGGUCACGGGCACGGAUGCGGUUGCGAGGCGGAGCAUGAGCCCGCGGAGAGGGGCCUGGAGUACGGACUGUACCGGCGGAUCGACCUGGAGAAGCUCCAGUGCCUGAACGAGAGCAGAGACGGGGACGGGAAGCUGGUGUUCAAACCGUGGGAUCAGCGGAACGACCGGGACAAGUACGUCGAGAGCGACGCAGACGAAGAGCUGCUGUUCAACAUCCCUUUUACAGGCAGCGUGAAGCUGAAAGGAAUCAUCAUCUCUGGAGAGAAUGACGACUCUCAUCCAGCUGAGAUACGACUGUACAAGAACAUCCCUCAGAUGUCCUUCGACGACACCGGCAGAGAACCUGAACAAGCCUUCAGACUCAACAGAGACCCUGUGGCUGAACUGGAGUAUCCAACAAAGAUCGCUCGGUUUUCCAAUGUUCAGCACCUCUCCGUGCACAUCUCAAAGAACUUUGGAGCCGAGAACACCAGGGUCUACUACAUCGGCCUGAGGGGAGAAUACUCUGAGGCUCACAGACAUGAAGUGACCAUCUGUAACUACGAGGCGUCGGCAAACCCCGCAGAUCACAAAGUGGAGAGCAUCAUCCCGCAAACCAACUUCAUUUCCUGAACGCUUUCAGAGAGUCAGAAAGGAAGAGGAGGACGAGGAGGAAGAGGAGGUUUCAGUGGCGUCUGCUUGACAGGAGUCAAAAAAAGUCAAAGAUGAGCUCAACGCUGCGCAGCGGCCGGUUGGUUGAGCUCGACCGGGACUGAGCACGAAAAAAUCUGAAUGCCAGGGAGCUUCAGAUGUGUCUGGAAGUGCCGAGUUGUUGCUUUCUACGGCAAUAAAGAGUGAAGGCUUAAUGUGGGCAAAAAAAGCUUAAUAAUAAAUGCAUGAAACAUUUGUCACGCAGAUAAACGUCUGUUGUUAUCAGUUUAACCCGUAUACUCUGAUUCAUGUCUAUUGUUAUCAACCAGUUCAAUAAAGAGACAGCUCAGAUAAAACGCUGAAGACUGGAAAUAAA
Molecule: messenger RNA, 1178 nt
Organism: Dicentrarchus labrax (European seabass)
Lineage: Eukaryota; Metazoa; Chordata; Actinopteri; Moronidae
Gene: pithd1
Product: PITH (C-terminal proteasome-interacting domain of thioredoxin-like) domain containing 1
Exons: 6
Coding region: 155-784 (209 amino acids)
Cellular component (GO): nucleus
Source: RefSeq, a predicted model, not a curated record